Molecule: messenger RNA, 2162 nt
Organism: Purpureocillium takamizusanense
Lineage: Eukaryota; Fungi; Ascomycota; Sordariomycetes; Hypocreales; Ophiocordycipitaceae
Exons: 1
Coding region: 117-2048 (643 amino acids)
Source: RefSeq, a predicted model, not a curated record
ACCCACGCCAGAUGCCGCCAACGUGGGGUGCCCACUGAUUUUCAUCAGCUGCGCGUCUCCCCUUCACCACGCGCGUUUGCGCCGACAACAAGCCCAGGCCAUCGACACGCAGCACCAUGCCUCGGCCGCCCAGGCGCCCCGUGGCCCCGAGCGACACCGAAUCUCACAGCGGGAGCGAAGACGACGAGUCUGGCCCCGAAAACAAGUCUCAUCCCUUGAUCGACGACGAAGCGCUCAGCGAGAGUGACGACGACGAGUCGGGUUCGGAAAGCGAGUCCAAUCCUUUGAUUGACGACGAGGCACUCGACUCGAGCGACGAUGAUGAGGUUAGCAGCAGCAGCAGCGGUGAUGACGAACCAGAGCGAGGCACUCGCCCGUCAAGCUUUACCCGCUUCAUGGACCUCCCGCCUGAGCUGAGGACACAGGUCUGGCGUCAGUUCUGCCCUGAUCUCGACGGACGGCCGCGCGUGCUGCAGUUCGAGAUGGGACCGGGCGGCGACCGCAAGAACGAGAGACACCUCUUGCGCGACGCCUGGGACCUCGAUACUCCGCGCGGAAUAUGGACCGUCAAGGAGUGGAUCACUCUCGCCGAGCAGACGGAGAGUUUACGCCGCCUCAUGGCUGUUCAUCAAGAAUCGCGCAGCCUCGGGCUCAAGGCCUUUCCCGACACCCUCACCAUGGACUCGGGCACCGCUGACUUUGACGCCCGCGUCGCCUUCAAUCCCCGCAAGGACAUCGUCGCCGUGGACCACUUCCGCCGCGAGUCUUACGGAUCGGGAGAAAAGACCCUGAUGCCUGGUUUCGGCGACAUUGUCGUCAACAUGGCUGUCCCCCGCUGGAACGAUUACCUGGACAGGGGGGCCGUGCAGCAGGUCAAGUGGACGUUCGACCACAUGCCCAACAUCCAGCGCCUCUACAUAUCUGCAGACGACGAACAGUUCAAGCACGAUCGGCACGUGCGAUGGUGUGCCUCCGACUACGUGCACAGAUACCGCGUCGAAACGCAUGAGAAGGAACCCGGCUUCGGCGAGGACUUGGUCUCCCUCUUCUGUUGGCCCGACGUGGACAAUCACCCAGACUUUGCUAAAUAUCAGCUGCCGGCGCGACACAUGCGCUCACGGCCAAAGCAAAUAGGCAGAAUAGUCGAAGAACGCGGGGUCGAGGUCCUGCCCAUGGUGAUUUUCGAGUUUGACGACGCCAUCCGACGCUUCGAGCAACUUUUCAGCACAAAGGACCUGCCCUACGAUGCGACUCCCAGUGCCAGCGAUGACUCAGAUGACGAAGAAGACGACGAGGAUACCGACUCGGAAGACAUUGACGAGUAUGAGAGCGAGGGCAUCGAUGACGAGCCCAUUGAAGAGUUUGACGAGUCCGGGGAAGGCGAAUCAUCCGUAGACGAAGACAGCGACGCCGCGGGCGCACGAUUUUCGAGCCCCGAGGGAAGCAUCGGCGAUGCACCGGCAAUGGAGCGCCUGUCCCGACGUGCUGUUGUUCUCGACUCGGAUGAUGAGGACGAGCCUAAGCAAGGACUCCCAAAUCGGCAACGAAAGCGCAAGAUUGCGACUGACUCGGACGACGAAGACGACGCUGUAGCGGAUGGACCACAAGCAAAGCGUGCGCGGACCGGCAGUGCUCCGGCCGCCGACCCCGACAUGGAUUCGGACGACGCGCCGCCCACGAAACGGGGCGGAGCCAGAGCACAUGUCGUUGCCGAGUCUGACUCCGAAACGGACGAUGGCGCCGGGGCCAAACUGGAACCGAACGGCGUAACGGAGUCAUCGGAUGAAGACACGGACGGCUCAUCCCAAGAGGGAGACCAGGAGGACGAGGAGCCCAGGCGCCUGACGCUGGCUGAGCGACUGCAACGACACCGAGAGGCGCACCCAAUCCCCGUGUCCGACAGUGAGCCCGACUCUAGUAACGAAGAGCAGGACGAAGACGACGAGGAAGAGGACGAAGACGACGAGGACGAGAGUGGCCUCAUCAACGACAUGGCCAGCGAGUCGGACGGCGAAGGGGACGAGGACGGCGAAUCCGAGGGAUGGUAGCUUGUAAGAUGAUUUCGGAGUCUUUGGUGCAUUCAUGUUUGACAUAGAGACGGCAUUAUUUUUCUUAUACCCCGGCGCAUAUAUGCCGAUGCAAUCACAAGAAGCAGCAACACG